UCUCCGGUGAACAAUUUAUUUCCUUUCUCGACUGAGAAGCGGCGGAACACCGGCGAAGAAGAUUCAGAAGAAGAAACAAAGCUGCGAAUCUUCUUCUUUUCGUCUCGUCACAUUUGGGCACCGAUGUCUGGUAACAACAAUAAUCCUCAAGGCUCUGCGCCUUCGCCGUUCAGGAGCCCUGGGAUGAUGCCCUCUGUUUCUGUCCCUGGAGGCUUUGCUCAGUCUCAUAUGGCAACUAACUUUCAAGCUCCGUUUCAGUUCACUCAAGCUCAGGCCAUGGCUCAAGCACAGUCUAAAGUUCAUGCACAGAUGCAAGCGGGCAUGGGGAUAAACCAAGCUCAAGCCCCCCAGGAGAUUGUUGGGUUGGGUCAGUCUUCUUCGCCUUCUAUGACCACUCCUGGAAGUAGUUCAAACGUGAAGAGGUUAAUGAGACCUCCUUCUGGUUUCCCUAACAACACUAUCUCCCCCAUGAGAACAAUGGAGUUAACUCCUGCUCCACGGAAGAAGAAACAGAAGCUUCCUGAAAAGUCUUUGCAGGAACGUGUGGCGGCGAUCUUGCCUGAGUCUGCGUUAUACACGCAGCUUCUUGAGUUCGAGUCUCGUGUUGAUGCUGCGUUGAGUAGAAAGAAGGUUGACAUCCAGGAGGCUCUCAAGAACCCUCCUUGCGUACAGAAGACGCUUAGGGUCUACGUGUUCAACACAUUUGCUAACCAAAACAACAAUCCAAACGCUGACCCUCCAACAUGGACUCUUAAAAUCGUUGGUAGGAUCUUGGAAGAUGGGGUGGAUCCGGACCAGCCAGGUUUUGUUGAGAAAGCUAACCCAUUGCUUCCAAAGUUCUCGUCUUUCUUCAAGAAGGUACAAGUUAGCCUUGAUCAGAGGCUGUACCCUGAUAGCCCGUUGAUCACAUGGGAGAACUCUCGUUCACCUGCCCCUCAGGAAGGGUUUGAGAUAAAAAGGAAAGGGAAUCAGGAGUUUGCAGCUACUAUUCGGUUGGAGAUGAACUACCUCCCUGAAAAGUUCAAGCUCUCUACUGCAUUGAUGGAUGUUCUCGGGAUUGAGGUUGAGACAAGGCCAAGAAUCAUCGCUGCGAUUUGGCAUUACGUCAAGGCGAGGAAACUGCAGAGCCCAAACGACCCUUCUUUCUUCAACUGCGACGCUGCACUUCAGAAAGUUUUUGGGGAACAGAAGUUGAAGUUCACAAUGGUCUCUCAGAAGUUAUCUCAUCACUUGUCACCUCCACCACCGAUUCACUUGGAACACAAGAUCAAGCUGUCAGGAAGUAGCCCGGCCGUAUCAGCCUGUUACGAUGUCCUAGUGGAUGUACCCGUCACUAUCCAAAGGGACUUGAACAACUUGUUGGCUAAGGCAGAGAAGAAUAAAGAGAUUGAGGCUUGUGAUGAAGCGAUAUGUGCAGCCAUAAGGAAGAUCCAUGAGCAUAGGAGGAGAAGGGCAUUUUUCUUGGGGUUCAGCCAAUCACCAGUUGAAUUCGUAAACGCGCUGAUGGAAUCGCAGAGCAAGGAUCUGAAGGUUGUAGCGGGAGAAGCCAGUCGAAAUGCUGAGAGAGAGCGUGGAUCAGACUUCUUUAACCAACCUUGGGUGGAAGAUGCAGUGAUACGUUACUUGAACCGGAGGCCAGCAGCUGGGAACUAGGGGCCAGGGAGCUGGUGAGUUUACUUGCUGGGUACCAUAGUUAGAAGUCUAUUCAGCUGUUUGAGCUCUUUCAAAAGAAGAAGUAUUGAAGAUCAAAAUGGUUUAAAAGGAAAGUAGUAUUGUAUUGUAAUCUUUUGUAUGAUGAAACAAGAUCAAUCUGGUUUGAAAGUAAAGUAGUAGUGUAUUGUAAUCUUUUGAAUGGUGAAACAUUAGUACUUAUGAUCUAGCUUUAAUUUGUAGCUUUGACUU
Molecule: messenger RNA, 1902 nt
Organism: Brassica oleracea var. oleracea
Lineage: Eukaryota; Viridiplantae; Streptophyta; Magnoliopsida; Brassicales; Brassicaceae
Product: SWI/SNF complex component SNF12 homolog
Exons: 3
Coding region: 124-1653 (509 amino acids)
Biological process (GO): regulation of transcription by RNA polymerase II
Cellular component (GO): nucleus; SWI/SNF complex
Source: RefSeq, a predicted model, not a curated record